AGAUCAGUAAGGGCAUAACCGGUUAGUGUAGAUCCAGCCUAACUAACAGUGAGAGCCGGAAUCCUAGUUAUGCAAUUAUGCAGUGAAUUCUGAAUGCACAACCUAAUCAACAAUUAUGAGGAAGAAGCUGGUGUGAUUUAUGGGGGUCUGCAUUGGAGGAAGAGACACAGAAGACUGGAGGGAUGAGAGAUCACAUCCCAAUAUUCUCUUUUGGACUAAUCAAAUCAAAGACACAGCUGAUCCAUUAGGCUCCCUGAAUGCUUAUCCUCUUGGCCACUAUCCUUUGCUCAGGAAUAGAGCUAAAUUGACCGUUUGUGUAGGGAUGGAGCGGACAUUGAGAAUAUUCAAACAAUGGUCACAAAUGGGUUUCCCAAGGAUUGGAAAAUGAAAAGCACUGACAAGGAGAACCUUAGACAGAUGAGGAUUUUCACAGAACAAGACUUAUUUUGUAUGAAAAAUGUUUAUGCAGACUUCCGGUUGGUGGCUGCAGGAUGGCUGACGUGCCUCUUUGGAGCUCUGAGAGGCAGCCAGGAUACUGAGCUAGGGUGGUGUUUUCCCCCUCCUCUAUGUGGCGGAUCGAGGCCCAGGAGGUGCGACCCUCACCGCACGACUGGGGCGCCUCCCUCAAGGAGACGUCCCCAAGACGCCCGGCAACAGCGUGCAAAGAGGGGCAGCUUGGACCCUAGGCACAGGAGCCGACAGGCUCCCUUCAGAGCCACUUGCUACCAGCAUAAGCAUUCAGGAAGAAUCCUUCUAAAGGAAAGGAGGCAUCACAAUCAAAACAUUGACCUCGGAGGGAAAAACCCGGUUUUGCUGUCAGCCUUAAAGAAGCAAGGACACGUGUCGGAUUUCAAGAGGAGAAGAUAUUUGCAAACCGGAGGUAAGGAGAGCGGUGGGCAGUGAAGAGGAGGAGAGGAGAGGAAGGUGGAAAGCAAAAGGGAGAGACACCCACCGCAAGAAGCUGCGGAUCAAUCUCACACCCGUGAAUCGCCAUUGUAGUGUCCUUGGAAUCUUCUUUGUUUUGUCUAGAAGCUCUGUCUUUAUAAACAACUGGCGCAACGAGAGGGGUGGCUAGAAAAACAGGAAGCCAGUGGAUGCAGCAAGAGGGGAGGACAGAAAAACAGGAAGCUUGCGGAUGCAGAAGAGGGCUGGAGGACUGGGAUUAUAUGAGUGAAAAAAGGAGGAAGGGAGACGAGGAAAAGACGGAGAAGCUGGAUGGGAUGAGUUUGGAAGGGUGAGUAAAAGAGGAAGAUUGCGGAGGCCUCGGGAGCCAAAUGGAGAGAGCGGGAGAGAGAAAGGACGACAGAGAGGAGCGACGAUGGCAGUGUGCUUGGGAAAACAGGAAGAGGUCAGCGAGGGAUGAGACAAAGGUGAAACUUAGAGCUAUGGAGUGCUACUAGAGGUAUAAAGGGAAGAGCAAGCUGAUGAAAUAAGUCACCUCUACCCCUUUGAAGAGUGCAACCUUGUAAAGUUCUGAGCAAAGCAAAUCACCCCCCCCCAAAUUAAAUAAAAAAAAUCUUUUAAAACUGAUUAUCAAAAACUAAUCUAUAAUCAAUACACAUACAAUUCUACAUUAAAUCCUAUAAUCAAUUUAUGUCCUGAUAUUUAUCAAUUACUGCUAUCUGGAUAACCCCCCAAUAAUAAUAAAAUAUCGGUUAUACUGAAUUGAUUGUCAGAUAUAAUCUAAAGGACCCAUAGAAUUACUUAAGAGUAAAAGGAAGGUCUAUUGAAAAUAAAAGAAAAGAGACUGAAAAUGCAAGGUUCAAAGGGAAAGCCUUUACAAACCUCAAGACUUCAGACUAAGAGAGACUCACUUCCAGAGGAGAUCGGGUUCAAAGAGAUUCUACUUGAGAUGCAAAAAAUAGCACUCAGACAAGACACGCAAUUUCAGGCCUUACAUGAAGAAAUUCAAAGUUUUAAACAAGAGUUAAAAGAGGAAAUGAAAUCGAUAAAAGAAGACUUAGAAAACGUGAAGAAGGAAAAUCAAAAAAUGAUUAAAUUGCAUGACAAGUUGGAGUUCAGGGUUGAGAAAUUUGAAAAUCUGAAUCAAAAAUCCCAGUUACAAAUGGAAAUGAUAGAAAAAAGAGAAUUAGUAUAUCAAUUAAGAUUCAGGAAUUUAGAAGAGACAGCAAAGGAAAAUUUAAAACAAAUAAUAACAGAUAUAUUAGCAGAAUUGAUGAACACCAGUACGGAGGAGAUUGAUCAAAAUUUGGAUAGAGUAUACCGAAUUAAUACAGGUUACUCUAAGAGAAACAAAACAAGAGAUGUGAUAAUAACUUUUGGUAGGAAAUGCAUAAGAGAUGAAAUUCUAAGAGAAAAUGCAAAAAGAUCGAUCUUCUACAAAGAUAAAAGGGUGAUUAUCAUGAAAGAAGUCUCGCAGCAAAGCCUGGCCAGACGUAGAAAGUAUAAUUUCCUGACUGAAGAACUGAUUAAAAGAAAGAUCAAAUUUAGGUGGGAGAAAACAGAGGGUAUUACAGUGACUCUUAACGAUACAAGACACUGGCUCAAUACUGAGGAGAAGGCUAGAGCCUUCUACACAGCACAUAUAAAAGAGAAAUCACACACGCAAUCGACAAAAAGUUACAAGACACAUGGAAAAGGUAAACAAGCUAAUAUGCAAGAUAGAAAACUGGCCGAGAAGGAGACAGUAGAAGAGGAAGAUGAUCUAGAAGAAGAAGAAGAGAAAACUAAUAAUGCCAAAAGUGAGAGAAACUUUUCCACUUGCAAUCCCUUUCAGCCUGAGAGACGUUAAUGUAAACUCUGGUAUAUAGGUAUAUAAAAUAGGUAUAAAAAAAAACAAGCAUUUACUGAUAAUAAUCAGCAUUUGCCAGGCUUGCUAAACAGGUUGAUUUUCUUUUUGUGAAGUACAGCUGAAGUAUCUUUUGCAGAGUUUACUGUGAACAUUGCACAACAGAUUUGUGUAAAUAGACAGCCACUAGGUGAUAUUCUGAAAACUUUUACUGUUGCCAAAUUCUUCAGGACCCCGACAUUGAGCUAAGAGGACCACAUUUGGGUUUGGGACCCACAGUUUAAGAAGCAAUGCAAUAGAGGACAGUUUCCUCUCCUUUAUUCAAUCUACAAUCAAACAGCAGUUUUCUUCUAUAUAUGGAAUGUGGACAGAUCAUUAGCUCCUACAUUUCCUGGGUUGUGUAGAUAGAUGUAAAGAACAUUCGUGAAUAACUCAGAACAUCAUUUAGAGAAAAUAUUUUGAACAGUUAUGAGAUUUUAUUGUCCCUAAACAAAAAAACCAGCAUGUUUUUCAUCUACUUCUAAAACAGCAAGAAAUGCACAAAGCACAGGUUUAUUUUAUUAAAAAUGCAUUUCCCCCUGAAUAUAUUUUACUCAGAAGACUUUUGGGAAUUUUUUUUGGCAAAAUGGCUCUAAAAUGUGGGAAAUCAUUUAAAAAUACACCCAAGUGAAAGAAACUUUUCAAAUUUUUCAUUCUCAUAAGAAUGUAAUGAGCAAAAAUCCACAUCCUUAGUUCUGUAAUGAUGGAAAUGGUAUGAUUGUAGUUUAGGUUCCACAAGGCCAGAUCCAUUACCUAGAUUUUAUUUAUUUACAUAUUUAUUUUAAGAAUAUCUUUCUUCUUGCCAAUUUUUUAUAGUUUUAAUCUACAGAUGGACAAAAUGAAAUGUCUUUGUCAAAAAUUCCACUGAAUAAAAAAGAAAAGUAAACACCCCUGAAUCCCAUGUCAGACACCAAUAAGCUGAACUUGGACUGGACUGAUUGGACUCAUAUCAAAUUGCCUCAUUUGGCUGAAAGGCAGGAUGAUAGGAAAAUCAUUGUAUUUGGAGGGUGGGAUGGAGUCUGCAAGCACUGAGACAAAGCGGAGUGUGACCUGGCAUUUGUGCUUCUAAUGUACUCAAGGCACUUUGGAUAACUCCUUUAGAAUUUG
Molecule: messenger RNA, 3895 nt
Organism: Anolis carolinensis (green anole)
Lineage: Eukaryota; Metazoa; Chordata; Lepidosauria; Squamata; Anolidae
Exons: 2
Coding region: 1754-2752 (332 amino acids)
Source: RefSeq, a predicted model, not a curated record